Messenger RNA from Globicephala melas (long-finned pilot whale), 1447 nucleotides. It is a transcript of the gene ARV1, whose product is annotated as ARV1 homolog, fatty acid homeostasis modulator. Lineage: Eukaryota; Metazoa; Chordata; Mammalia; Artiodactyla; Delphinidae. Gene Ontology annotation, cellular component: Golgi apparatus; cortical endoplasmic reticulum. Gene Ontology annotation, biological process: regulation of plasma membrane sterol distribution; intracellular sterol transport; sterol metabolic process. The record is from RefSeq and is a predicted model, not a curated record.
UUCUGGCCCGCAGUUGCGUGGAAAUGAGCACUGAUGGGCGGAGUGGGCUUCGGCCCGGCAAGGGGAACGCCGAGGGGGUGACAGCUGGAAAGGGGAAGACGGAUGGGGUGGCAGUGACUCCUACUACUGCUGCUGCCUCGGCCUCCUGCCAGUACAGGUGCAUCGAAUGCAACCAAGAGGCCAAGGAGUUGUACCGAGACUACAGCCACGGCGUGCUGAAGAUAACCAUCUGUAAAUCCUGCCAGAAACCUGUAGACAAAUAUAUCGAGUAUGAUCCUGUUAUCAUCUUGAUUAAUGCUAUUUUAUGCAGAGCCCAGGCCUACAGGCAUAUUCUUUUCAAUACCAAAAUAAAUAUGCACGGAAAGCUCUGCGUGUUUUGUUUGCUUUGUGAAGCGUACCUGAGAUGGUGGCAGCUUCAAGAUUCGAGCCGGAGCAUUGAUCCUGACGACUUCAUCAGAUAUGCUAAAGAGUGGGAUUUCUAUAGAAUGUUUGCAGUUGCUUCUCUAGAACAAACUGCCUACUUUACUGGCAUCUUUACUUUCCUGUGGGUAGAACGACCCCUAACAGCGAAAAAAACCCCCAACUUCGCUUUGCUGCUGAAAGCGUUGUUAUUAUCCAGCUACGGAAAACUCUUGCUCAUCCCAGCUGUCAUCUGGGAACAUGACUACACACCCCUGUGCCUCAGACUCAUUAAAGUAUUUGUCCUUACGUCAAAUUUUCAGGCAGUUAGAGUGACCCUAAACGUCAACCGCAAGCUCUCCUUUGUGGCCAUCUUGAGUGGCUUACUGGUGGAGAGCGCCAUGGUCUACUUCUUCCAGAGGAUGGCAUGGGCUGUUGGAAGUGAUGCCAUCCAUAAAUCUCAAGACUUUUGAAGAGGUACAGAGAGCAUCUCUCCGUGUUCAUGCACGCACACACGUGUCCUCCUCAAACUAGACAGAUGUCGUCGCAGAAUACAUCACCCACCCCCCGGCACCCGGGUGCCUCGAGGUCACCUGCAUCUCCCUCGGGGUCUUUUGUCAUCCACAGUGACAUCAAUAGCUAUGUUUUUGUUGCUUCUGGGGCCCUGUUCUCACAGUUCUGUAACACCUUCCCUCCAACGCACUCCUCCUAAGACCUCGGACUCUGAACGACAGCCGUCUCCCGCCCUUUCCAACCAUUCCACUCCCUCCCUCCCAUGAACCCUGCCUUUGCUGCCUUUUGUACCUCUCUUCCCUAAACCUCUCACUUUCCUCUACUUCUCACCUCCCUUGCCUCUCUCUUGACUGUGCCUGGAACCUAGAGGCAGCUGUUGCCUUAUCCUGUUAGUCCCUGGAAACGAGCCAGCUUCCUACCCUUCUGUCAGCGCCCCCGUUAGAGCUCUUGGGGUGAGUCCACCAGCCGUUUCCUCUGUGAAGCCUGGCAGGCGGUCCCUGCGUCUGCACAGAGCACGGCCAAGGGCACCUCUAGG